Diorhabda carinulata is the source of this 730-nucleotide messenger RNA. RefSeq lists its product as uncharacterized. Lineage: Eukaryota; Metazoa; Arthropoda; Insecta; Coleoptera; Chrysomelidae. The transcript has 2 exons. Bases 142 to 552 code for a protein of 136 amino acids. The record is from RefSeq and is a predicted model, not a curated record. Gene Ontology annotation, biological process: hemocyte migration.
UAAAUAAAAUGCCGGUUUCGAAUGAGAUUUGUUUCAUUUAAAAUUGAGACCACGCGGCGUUUGCGGUAACCUUCACGUAAAUAUCAGUCACGCAUAAUCUAUAAUCGAGGGCAACUGUGUGUGUACAUUUUUUGGUUCGAAAUGAUGUUUUUUAUAAGAGUGAUAGUUUUUGUUAAUAUGGCCAUUUCCACUUGUAGAAGUUUGGUUAGUGAUGAUUGGUCGUUGCACAUGGAAAGAGUUUCUUAUGAAAUGUUCCCUUGUAAAGAACCACAGCCCCGCGUUGUAUACUUGAGAGAGAUUAUUGGAAAUGAGGCAUGGGAAAGUACCUACAAGGAAUAUAUGAGAAAGAUGAGACCGUACGCAACAAUUCUUCAUAGAUGCGAAGGAUCCGGAUGUUGUAAACAUUACAACGAAAGAUGCCAAGCGGCAUCCGACGAAAGCGUAUUACUCACGUUUUAUAUUGGUAGCAAUGACGAAUAUAAAACGUUUAAAGCGACGAACCAUACGUCUUGUGUUUGUAAAAAAAUUAGUGACGAAUCUAUCAAAAAAUGAUAGAUAUCAAUUUAUUAAAUUCAUAUAUUGUGAUUAUUACUAACGGGACAUAAAGUGUGAUAAUAGCUACUCUGUGAUACUAUUAACAAAUUUGUGACUGACAUUUCAAUUAUUUUGUGCUUGAUUAAAUUAUAUUGUAUAGUUAAUUAGAAAAGUAAUAAAUCAUAAUCGCUCAGAA